UGUCCUGAUGCAACAGCUUCUCCAUUUAUAAUUUGGACAGGGUUAUUACCUAAAGGUGUUAGGAUAGCUAUUCGACGCCUCUGUGCUUUCUUCCAUCAUCUCUGUCAGCGGGUAAUUGAUGUAGACAAAAUUACAGCAAUGGAGGAGGAAAUUGUGGAAACACUCUGCAUGUUUGAGCGUUUUUUUCCUCCAAGUUUCUUUGAUAUAAUGGUGCAUUUGGUAGUUCAUCUAGGCAGGGAAGCUCGGUUAUGUGGACCAGUUCAUUUCCGUUGGAUGUACCCAUUUGAGAGAUUCAUGAAGGUGCUGAAAGACUUUGUCAGAAACCUUGCAAGGCCAGAGGGUUGUAUUGCUGAAGCGUAUCUCGCAGAGGAAUGUGUUAGGUUUUGCAGUCAGUUCUUGAAAAAAACAACAGGUUAUGAGGAGAAACCUGAUAGAAACGCUGAGUAUGAGAGUAGCUCUAUUCUUGAAGGUCGUCCAAUAUCUGCUGGCACUUGUUGUGUUCUUUCUGAGAAGGAUAUGAGCAUUGUACAUCUUGCUGUGAUUCAGAAUAUGACUAUCGUCGAACCUUAUGUGGACAUGCAUCUACAGCAUCUACAAGACACUAAUGAAAAAUGUAGACGUGAUGCAACAAUAUUAUGGAGAAUGCAUUCACAGAAAUUUGCUUCUUGGUUAAAAGAGCAGAUACCUAUUAGCUCAGACCAUCACGACGAGACACUCAAAUGGCUGGCCUACGGACCUCGUGUUAGCUCUAGGUCUUACACUGGUUACAUAGUUAAUGGUCUGCGGUUCCACACGAUUUCAGUUGACAGACAAAGCCAGAACAGUGGUGUUCUAUAUGAGGCAACAGCUAUGUGUAGAUCAAGUGCAAAAGAUACUUCGCAGAUGGUUGACUUGGUAACAUACUAUGGCAGAGUGUUGGAGAUUCUGCUGAUCGAUUACAAUACAUUUUACAUUCCUGUAUUUCGCUGUCAGUGGGCAAAUAUAGGUAACGGAGUCAAGGUAGAAGAUGGCUUCACACUAGUGAACCUCAACCAAAGUCAAAUGGCUUAUGCUAGAGAUCCAUACAUCCUCGCCUCACAAGCAAAGCAAGUCUUUUACUCAAGAGUAGAUGAGUCAUCAAGUUGGUAUGUAGCUAUGAGAGGGCCUACAAGAAGAUACCGUGAGGAAGAUGCUGAGGAUGGACAUUUGGAUGUUGGUCCAAUGCCAGCAGUAGUGGCCAUGGAUGUUGAUGAUUUAGUUGAUGAAUCUAGAAAUGCCAGAGCUGACUGUGAAGGAAUAUAUGUUUGAAAAG
Messenger RNA from Raphanus sativus (radish), 1291 nucleotides. RefSeq lists its product as uncharacterized. Bases 139 to 1287 code for a protein of 382 amino acids. Lineage: Eukaryota; Viridiplantae; Streptophyta; Magnoliopsida; Brassicales; Brassicaceae. The transcript has 3 exons. The record is from RefSeq and is a predicted model, not a curated record.